GGGGCGCGCACGAGAGACCUUCCAGGGAUAUAAACUUGUAGACCGGCUCGCGUUAUCAUUUGAGGUCAAGUCUACACAGGGCGUCCCUGACAGAGCAUCACCAGAAAAAUCCGAAAGACCGACGCUUCAGAAGCAGAGAGAGAAUCAGACACUUAACGCUGUUCAACCAGAGAGAGAAAUACGCAGAUUUAGACAAGCGCAACGGUUAAUCCAUCAUGAACAGGCAGAUGAACGGUUUCCAUAACUCCCUGAUUGAUGAAGACUGCUUUUUGUUCACGUCUGAGUCUGUUGGUGAAGGACACCCUGAUAAGAUUUGUGACCAGAUCAGUGACGCUGUGUUGGACGCCCACCUCAAACAAGACCCUGAUGCCAAAGUAGCAUGUGAGACUGUUGCCAAGACUGGAAUGAUCUUACUGGCCGGUGAGAUCACCUCUCAUGCUGCCGUGGACUAUCAGAAGGUUGUCAGGGACACCAUCAAGCACAUUGGAUACGAUGACUCCUCCAAAGGGUUUGAUUAUAAGACCUGCAAUGUGCUUGUGGCUCUUGAGCAGCAGUCACCUGAUAUUGCUCAAGGGGUUCACCUUGAUCGAAAUGAGGAGGAUGUUGGAGCUGGAGACCAGGGCUUGAUGUUCGGUUAUGCCACUGAUGAGACCGAGGAGUGUAUGCCUCUCACUAUUGUCCUGGCCCACAAGCUGAAUGCUAAAAUGGCUGAACUACGCCGUGACGGCACCCUGCCUUGGCUGCGACCUGAUUCAAAGACCCAGGUGACUGUGCAGUACAGACAGGACCGCGGGGCCAUGAUUCCUGUGCGUGUGCACACCAUUGUAGUGUCUGUUCAGCAUGAUGAAGUAGUGUGUCUGGAUGAGAUGCGUGAUGCUCUGAAGGAGAAGGUGGUGAAAGCUGUGGUGCCCAGCGUCUACCUGGAUGAUGACACCAUCUAUCACCUGCAGCCCAGCGGACGCUUUGUCAUUGGAGGCCCACAGGGAGAUGCUGGUUUGACUGGCCGUAAGAUCAUUGUGGACACUUAUGGAGGCUGGGGUGCUCACGGAGGCGGUGCUUUCUCUGGGAAGGAUUACACUAAAGUUGACCGUUCGGCUGCAUAUGCGGCCCGCUGGGUGGCUAAGUCUCUGGUGAAGGCUGAUCUGUGCAAGCGUGUUCUGGUCCAGUUGUCUUAUGCUAUUGGAGUGGCCCACCCCUUGUCAAUCUCCAUCUUCCACUAUGGAACCUCCCAGAGGAGCGAGAAGGAGCUGCUGGAGAUUGUGAAGAAGAACUUUGACCUCCGCCCCGGUGUCAUCGUCAGAGAGCUGGACCUGAAGAAGCCCAUCUACCAGCGCACCGCCGCCUAUGGCCACUUUGGCCGUGAGUCCUUCCCCUGGGAAGUUCCCAAAAAGCUUAAAUACUAAAUCUGUAACCCCCCCUCCUUUCUUUGGGCAGUAGGUGUACAUUACAGAGAAACCUACUCAACCCGUCGGAGGGGGGAGGUGUACCAAAACCCCUCACUCCUAACCUCACACCCGUUCCCAAAGGUAAUUCCUCUCCAAUGGCGUUCUCCCGCAUACAACUCUACCUUCAACCCUGUGCUUUGCUGUACUGUUUUUGAAAUAUCUGUGGAUGGUGACUGUGUGGUUUUUUUUUUUUUUUUAUGCUCCCUCUUCUCCACCCAUCUCUCUUUGGCCCUUCCUUCCUUCCUUCCUUACCUGCUUGCUUGAAAGAUCAAGUGACGGCACAAAUGGGGGUCAAAGGUUGUCCUGUGAUGCUAUGCAUCGCUGGCUGAAGCACUAACCCCUCAACUUUUUGUUUUACCAACUAAGAACUAAUGCUUACCAUUAUCCAGGUCCACCACUUUAUGCGUACCAUCGCGAAUGGGAUCAAAACCUCUCGUGAAAUGUCGAAAACCUGUCUUUAGUUGGAUUCAACAAGAAUGUGUUUAAUUGACAGUGCAGGUAUCGGAUUGAGAAAUUUUAAGAGACUUUUUACACAUGCGUACUGUCGCCAUGGUUUCAUCCCGGUCACUGCAGGCCAUGUUGAUUUUAUUUCUGACGUGUUACAGAGAAGUCAGAAGCUGCUACCAACUGUUGAGGUUCUGCAGGACCGGCGAGGCCACAGUUCCCCUUCGGUCUCGAUGGUGAUUUCGGAGUAAACCUCCUGGUAGCUGUUAUUUGAUGUUCUACUAGACCAUGGCGGAGGCAAAGCACUCCCUCUCUGUGUGCGGUGACAGCUGGCGUAGCUACAGAGAAGCCCUGCUUCAUCACCCAUGCAGAGGGGCCUCCUCCGCCUCUUGAAUCGCUCCAUACUUGAAAACUCAACCUAACAUUUGCUCGGUGAUCCUCUUGAGCCUCGGCAUCGUUACAGAAAAGCCUGGGAUCUCAAGGUGUGACUGCCUUGUAUUCAUUUUUAACAUUAUUAUUAUUUUUUUUUUUACAUGAAAGGAAUAGUUUUUAAAUGAAUAUUUGUUUUCAUUUGCUUGAACAUCGUAGUUGUGGUGUAUGUCCUGUGUGGCGGCUCUGUGGUCUUCCCUUGGUGUCCUACAGAAAGCUUUGGGCUCUUGCCACAGGCUGGCGCUGGUAAAUGUGACCAUUUGUUACUUUUUUUUUUUUUUUAUAUAAUUUUUUUUUUUUACGAGAGUGAAGACUGGUAGAUGAGACUGUCCAUACGCACUCACGCACACGUUUUACGUUCAGGACUCCCGGCACUCCCGCAGACAGAAGCGAGUCUGGUCGGUGUUGUACAGAGAAACCGACUUUGUUUACAUGUUCUCUCUCUCUGUUGGGUGUGUUUGGAUUGCAGUCUUUUUAUACAGUGCUCAUCUUCUGUUUUUCGUACAAAUAUAUUGUUUUUAUUCCAGAGAUUGGUGCAUCAGAGUGGUUACUGAAAGAGUAGAAGUGCCUUUUUCUAUAGUUUCUUUUCCUUUGUCACUCCUCUCCCUCUUCUCGACUUCCCCAUUCACCUGCUCUCCUUCCCCCUGAGUUUCCUCUCGUGAUACAUGUGAAUCCACAGCGAACUCCUGAAUUCCCUUCCUUUCAAUGCUCCAUGAUGGUUCUGUCAUUGAAAUUAAUAAACAUUCUGACCCUUAA
Messenger RNA from Carassius carassius (crucian carp), 3074 nucleotides. RefSeq names its product S-adenosylmethionine synthase. The record is from RefSeq and is a predicted model, not a curated record. Gene Ontology annotation, molecular function: methionine adenosyltransferase activity; ATP binding. Gene Ontology annotation, biological process: S-adenosylmethionine biosynthetic process. Gene Ontology annotation, cellular component: cytosol; methionine adenosyltransferase complex. The transcript is spliced from 9 exons. The coding region runs from base 216 to 1403 and encodes 395 amino acids. Lineage: Eukaryota; Metazoa; Chordata; Actinopteri; Cypriniformes; Cyprinidae.